UCACGCAACACGCGCCUACGUCAUAAACGCGCGACGUGUUUUCUUUCCUUCCAUGAAGCGCGCUAGGGAGAUUACUAACCAUAAAUAUAUCAGGAAUUUGCUUUAAGAGUAGCAAGGUGUUUCUUUCAAAAUGAGUGAGGAUUCAUGUUCUUAUCCCGAGAGGGAAAUGAAGGAUUUCCAGUUUCGGCAGAUGAAGAAAAUAAGAGUUUUCGAGCCUCCUGAUGAUUUACCAAAGGACAGGUCUAAUUUACUUGUCCUCUCAAACAAAUACGGGUUAACCUUUGUUGCUCUUGACAGAAUAAUAAAAGUUUACCACACAGCAGACAUUCUUGCUGCAGAUAAAGUUGAUGGCAGCUCUAAUAAAAUAGUGGAGGGGAUACCAGUGGUGGCAGACGUGGAUUUGGAACUGCCUGUGCAUCACUUGGCUCUCAGUUGUGAUGAGCUUACUUUGUCAGUGUGUGGCAUAUUUGAAGUCACAGGUCUGUCCCUGGGCUUCUAUGACAUCCGCACUUUUGUGAAUAAGACAAGACCGCAGAAGUUACCUUUUGCUUCAAUGCAGCCAGCAGUCGGCCCAGGUGUUUUCGUGCAGGACCUGAAGUGGAACCCUGCUCAGGCGUCCUUGUUGGCUGUCUGUCUUUCUGAUGGCAGCAUGAUGAUUUUGGAUGUUAACGACAGUGUGGGAGUGCAGGCUACGCUACCUGCUGUAAAUGGCAUCACAUGCAUUUGCUGGAGUCCCAAAGGAAAGCAAGUGGCAGCUGGGAAAAUGAAUGCCACUGUCAGUCAGUAUACUCCAGUUCUCGAAGAAAAGAAAGUUAUCCCAUGCCCAAGUUUCUACAGCCCUGACAAUCCUGUCAAAGUUCUAGAUGUGCUGUGGCUGAGAACAUUUGUAUUUGCAGUGGUGUAUGCUGCUGCAGAUGGGUCUCCUGAGACGCCCCCUGAACUGGUGGUGAUCACCAUCCCUAGAAAAGAGGAGAGAGUGGAGACUCAGUAUGUCAACUUUGGUGAUCUGGUAUAUGGCACCUGCACUGAACGACAGCACCGCUACUUCCUGAGUCACAUCGAGGACUGGGACGUUGUUUUUGCAUCAUCAGCAGCUUCCACUGAAGUGAGCGUCAUAGCGAAGCAAGAAGAUAAGAAUAACUGGGAGUUGUGGCUCCUGGAGGAUGCCAGCAGGGCUGAUCUUCCAGUGACUGUGACAAAUGAAGACACCUUGCCUCUUGGCUUAGCCAUAGACUUCACCAGCCAGCAGGAGAUUCAUAUCUCUGAUGAGAAGAUCUUGCCCCCAGCGCCCAUCAUGGUAUUGCUUUCCACUGAUGGAUUACUCUGCCCAUUUGCUGUGCUCAACCACAACCCUGGAGCCAAACCACUCAUUUCAGCACCAACGUACCUGGCCAUAGAGGGAGAGCGACUACCCAAAGCAGGUUCUCUGGCUCCCCCACCUACUAAAAGUGCUGCCUCCACACAGUUUGCCCCAGCAUCCUUCCCAGCCCUUUGCUCUGCUUCAGCAGUUACUUCUGCUCCUCUCCACACUACUGCCUCUUCUUCUUCAGCCCCUCUCUCCAUUGCUUCUUCAGCACCUGCAAUAUCGUCGUCUGGAUUCACCUUCUCAAUCCCAACCACCACUUCAGUAACAGCCUCUUCAGCUUUUCCUCUGGGAGAUUCAGUCGCUUUUAGUUCAGGCUCCUCUGGCUUUUCCUUCACUGCCAAGCCUCUUUCUGAAGCCCCUUCAGCACCUUCACCAUUUUCUUUCAGUAUCCCUUCCUUCAAAUCCUCAACAGUGGCUACCCUGGGGCCAACACCAGCUUCCACACCUCAGAGUCUUGGUACUCCAUCAUCAUCUGCACUGAAGCUGAGUUUAAAUGACAGAUCUUCUGUACUGGAGACUCUGCCACCAUCCAACCAGUUAUUCUCCAUAAGUUCAUCUGUGCCCAAAACAGAAGUCUCUGAUUCCAGCAGUUUGACAACUCCUCCAUUCUCUGGCAGCAAGACACCAGCCAUGAUAGCACCCAUACGUCCAGUCCAAACAAGCACAACACCUACAGUUGUCCAGAAACCGACCCCUGCUUCACAGAGCCGUAACUCCACUCCACAGGCUGCUGUUAAUGUGAAGGCCUUGGAAAAGCAGCUACACCAAAAGAAAGACACUGAUCCUAUUAUGGCUGCCAUGUUGGAAGAGAUUGCUCAUUUCCAGAAGGAGCUGGCUGAUUUUAACAAAAGUAUGAAACAUGAUUUCAAGGUUGGUACCAGCGAGGAGAUGAAGACACUGAGGAAAGAGUCAGAAGACUUCCACAUUUUCACCCUUGAGAUCAAGGAAACGACAGAGUCUCUUCAUGGAGACAUUGGUAUACUGAAGACAACCUUACUGGAGGGCUUUGAAGGACUAGAAGAAGCAAAUUCUCAGAAUGAGCUCAGCAAAAGCAAACAGUACUGGCAUCUUCUGUGCAAGAAACCUCUGGACCCUCGCAGUGAAGAACAGCUGAAGGAGAUUCGCAAACUGUACCAGUAUGUCAACUUUACUGUUGAUGAUGUCAACGAUGUGUUGGAUGCCCAGUGGGAGAACCAUGUGGAAAAGAAAAAAACAAAGUGCAUGGUGGUACCAUGGAGACAUAGACUGUUCUCUUCACUGUCUAACAACUAUUACAUCAUCAACCAGCAGAAGAGUAGAUUGGAUCAGCUGAUUCAGAAGCUCACAUCCCUGUGCCUCUACAACAAGCCCUCCACUUGGUUAGAUGAUCCACCACAUGCAACCCAAAGUAAUGCCACAGCAACACCUGCCAGUAUGGAAGCUGAGCUUGCAGCUCUAAGGGAUGCACUCCUAAAAACCAGGCUAGACAACACACCUUCUAAGACUGAACCCGUGUCUCCAGUUAAGAUAUCGUCAGCUAAACAGUCUCAGCUGCGUAACUUCCUGUCCAAAGGACGGAUGCCUCCUGUUCGCUCGACGGCACCAGCCAACCUGUCUCGCUCAGCUUUCCUUUCGACAAAAUACUAUGAAGACUUGGAUGAUGUGAGCUCAACGUCUUCCCUGUCCCAGUCUCUGGAGCCUCACCCAGCUCACUUGGAACUAGAGGAGGAGGAAAUCCAGUCAGAAUUCCCUGUGACUUCUUUGCCCCCAGCAUUGUCCACCCCCCGCCAUCCCACAGUGGUUAGAACUCCCUCCAUCCAACCCGGAUUUGGGGCUAUUCAGUCCACACCUUUACCCAAAGUCCACUCAGUACAGGGCAUGGGCUUUGGACUCAGCCCGAUUGCCAACCCUGUUCCAACCAGUAAGAUCAACCUCAGUGCGGCGGAUAGCACUGCUCUUGUCACAAAGACGGUGAAACAUGGUGCUCCACUGACUGAGAAGACCAUACCUGUGACCAUCUCUGCUCAACAGGCUGCAGCCACCGCUGCUCUCCGUAGACAGAUGGCCAGCCAGAAGCCCGCUACAGUCAGUGCUUCACUGACAGAGUCCACUCUGAAGACUGUUCCUCAGGUCGUCAAUGUUCAGGAACUCAAGGAUAAAGGUCCUGCUCUACCCAUUUCCACUGUCAUCAGCUCUUCUGUACCAGAUCCAGCAGCUUCUGUGUUUCAGCAAGUCUUGGCAGCAGUGUCUUCCAAUCAGGCCAAACGUAAUCCUUCCCAGGGUAUCUCGAAGGUACCUUUUGAAAGUAUAUCUUCUACACAACCAAGCUUUGUUUUUGGUGACUCUUCCAAAGCCGAUGCAUCUGUGAUUCCUGCUACUUCAGUGGAGCAAAGCAACAGCAAAAGUUUCUCCUUUUCUUCACCGACCCCGAACUUUAGUUUUACUUCAGUUGCACAGGGAGCUGGAACAUCUCAAGUGAAGGAUGUGAAUAAAUUCUCUUUUGGUGGAAGUGGAAAGAUGGUGUUUGGCCAGACAGCAGACCAGCCUUUCUCCUUUGUUCCAAAGUCUGGCUCCUCUGGUCAAAGUACAGGGUCUUUCACCCUGUCUACAAACUCAUCAGCAGAUGCAGCCAGGCCCUCCAGCAGCACAGCUGCUCUACGGAUAGAGCCACAGCCUUCUAAAGCUGUUGGAGGAGAGACUCUGGGCAGUUUCUCUGGACUACGUGUUAGCCAGGGAGAAGAAGUCAAAGAUCUCUCCACCAAAGUACCUGCUGAUUCAUUUAGCUUUAGUGAUAGUGGACUUAGUGUAAACAAAGGGUCGGCCCAGUUUACCUUUCGUGUUGCCCCACAGAAGCCUGUGGAAGAUUCUACAACUGCAGACUUGAGCAAGGAGGCGUCGUCAGAUAGUUUGUUUAAACCCCCAGAAUCAAACGCGCAGCUGGCCUUCUCUGUCCCACAGUCUAACUCGAACGUGUCAGGCUCGCGUACAUCUUUCAGUAGUCUCCUUGCAGCCCCGUCAGACUCUGCAGAGGAAUCAAAAACUCCAGUACAUCCGUCAGAACCCACACCUCCACCCGAACCGGAACCUGCCACUGAACCAGCUGUAGGUAUUAAUAACCCCUCAGUAUUACCUGAUCUUCCAACAGUUACAAAUGUUGGUGAAACCACAGUAACCGCAGUUAGAGUUUCAACAGUUUCAGCUUCUUUGGCAAAAGCUGCUCCCAAUGUAGAACCUUCCUCUGCCAUCCCCCCACCAGCUGAAACAACUGCUCCAACGACAUCCAGUGCUGCACCUGCAACAGAACCAACAUCAGACAUCAUAACGGCCACUGCUUCUGUGCCCGCCUCAGCCUCUACAACUCCUUCUGUUGAAACUGCCUCACAGGCGCCCUCACCAGCUUUCCAGGUGGCAACAUUUGACAAACCAGGUUCCAUUUUCACUCAGCCUGCAACUGUAACAACAGAUAGCAGUAGCAUUAGUGUCACACCAGUUAUCAACACAGUUGCCCCCUUAGGUACCACAACCACCCCAACGACUGUUAACAGUACAACCACUGCUGCUAACACUGUGUUUGGACAACCUGCUGUAGCUCCUGCUUCCUCAGCCCCAGCCCCUACAGGAUUUGGUUCAGCAGGAUUUGGCACACCCACUGGAAGUAGUUUUGGCAAGUCAGUUUUUGGUCAGGUGGGUGGCUUUGGCCAACCUAACAGCAACACUGGAACUGCCAGCGGCUUUUCUUUUGGUCAGUCAGUAUUUGGAGGAAGUUCUGGCAGUACCACUACAGGAGGAGGAAAUAUUUUUGGAGCAUCUACGCCAAACAAUGCCAGUUCCUUCUCUUUUGGCACAAGCAGUGCCAAUACAGCCUGCACCACUAGCACUAGUCUGUUUGGACAAAAUGCAGCUCCAGCGUUUGGACAGCAAGGUUCUGUAUUUGGCCAAAAUUCUGUGUUUGGAAGUAAGACGACCACGUCCUCAUCUACAGGAUUCAGCUUUGGGCAGCCCUCAGUUUUUGGCUGUUCCUCUGCUGCUCCUGUGUUUGCCCAGCAGCCUAAUAGUGGGAGCCUGUUUGGACAGCAGCAGCCGUCAGCUAGCGGGAAUGUGUUUGGUUCAAGUUCAACCAAUACAGCCAACUCGUCCAGUGCUGGAGGGUUCUUCAGUGGCCUCGGAGGCAAACCCAAUGAAGAAGCUGCCAACAAGAACCCAUUUGGCACCACUGCCUCCCCUGGAGCCUUUGGGCAGUCUGCUCAGACAGGUACCAACAGUCUGUUUGGGAGCAGCGGUGCAAAGACUUUUGGCUUUGGACAGUCUUCCUUUGGGGACCAGAAACCCAGUGGAACCUUCAGCACUGGAGGUGGCAGUGUUGCUUCUCAAGGCUUUGGCUCGUUCUCUACUCCAACAAAACCAGGUGGAUUUGGCAGUGCACCGGUGUUUGGAAGUCCCCCUUCUUUUGGUGGUUCCCCAGCUUUUGGUGGUGCAGCAGCUUUUGGCUCAGGCCCCUCAUUUAGCAGCUCAAUGGGUUCCUCUCCUGGUAAAGUGUUCGGCGAGGGCACAGCGGCUGCUAACGUGGGAGGAUUUGGAUUCGCCUCCCCAUCCAGUGCCCCUUCCUUUGGCUCGCUAGCCAGUCAGAACGCUCCAUCCUUUGGGAGCUUGGCUCAGCAGGGCUCAGGGUUUGGAAGUCAGCCCAGCAGCUUCUCGGGCUUUGGGCAACAGCCACAAGGUGGAGGAUUCUCUGGAAGCGGAUUUGGGUCCUCAAACCAGCCAACGUCUCAAACAUUUGGCGGUUGGAGAAGCUAGAUUUAUUCAUCAAUGUCCACAAGCAAGAUGGUGACACCGCUGUGUUUUAAGUAAUCAAGAUCUUUGCAGCUUAUAAAGGGGGACUUUAAUAUUUGGUUUGAAGUGUGAAUGGAAAAGUGUGGUAUUGAUCGAGGUAUCUGCUGUAAAUACACGGGGAGUAUUCAAAAGUAGAAGAAUACCAGGAUUCACCUCUCUUGAGCAAUUUUCAUUUAAUUCUCGAAUUGUGCUUACAGCAUGUUUGUAUAGAACCUAUUUCAUCCAAAAUUCCUGUCUAAUUUUUAACUGAUGAAUGUAUUUACAUAAAGCAAAUACAAAAUAUUCAGCUGCAGUCAUUGUGGAUUUUUUUUUUAUUGGCAAAGGUAUAUUACAAAAGAUUUGUUCUGUUAAACCCAGUGUGAUAUAAAUAUUUUUUAUAUGAAAACUGGAAAUAAAUGGAAUUUAACAAAUAUUUGUGCGUCUUAAUAUUUAUAGAACCCAGUAGUGGUGAACGCGGGUAACCGACCGCUAGUCCACUGACUGAAAAUUUAGCUGUCAUAAUGCUUAACCAAUAAAUCACUGAAGCUGCAGCUACUUUUUAUAAUGUAAUUAUUUAGAAUGUAACUUUGGCUUGGGGUUUUUGUUUUGGUUUUUUUUUGUUUUGUUUUUUGUUUUUUUGGAGGGGGGUGUUGUAAAACCCUUUAAAAAAAAAAGCUAGAGUUGAAAUUUUUAAGUAAAUAUGGAGUAUAAUUAUGGACUUUUCAAAAAAGGUUUAUUAUGCUAAGAUUGGAUGUGCAGAUAUAAUUAAAUGAACUGAAAUUAAACAGUAGU
Molecule: messenger RNA, 6946 nt
Organism: Thalassophryne amazonica
Lineage: Eukaryota; Metazoa; Chordata; Actinopteri; Batrachoidiformes; Batrachoididae
Gene: nup214
Product: nucleoporin 214
Biological process (GO): RNA export from nucleus; protein import into nucleus
Cellular component (GO): nuclear pore
Molecular function (GO): structural constituent of nuclear pore; protein binding
Source: RefSeq, a predicted model, not a curated record